This is a messenger RNA of Talpa occidentalis (Iberian mole), 559 nucleotides long. RefSeq names its product IQ domain-containing protein F5-like. Gene Ontology annotation, molecular function: calmodulin binding. The transcript has 2 exons. Lineage: Eukaryota; Metazoa; Chordata; Mammalia; Eulipotyphla; Talpidae. The record is from RefSeq and is a predicted model, not a curated record. Bases 79 to 525 code for a protein of 148 amino acids.
CUCUCUCUCCCUCUCUUCCGGCCAGAGCCGUGGCUGCAGAGCAGACCUGAGGGCAAUGGGACCAUCUAGCCCCUAACCAUGGGUCCAAGCAUUCAUAGCAUAGAAGCUGAAGAGCAAGCAGCUGUGUUUAUCCAGGCCUGGUGGCGGGGCACCUUGGUGCGCAGAACCCUGCUGCACGCGGCGCUGAGAGCUUGUGUUAUUCAGUACUGGUGGAAACAGAAGCUGGCGGAGAUCCUGGAAAGCCGGCGUCAGGCAGCGCUGCAGCACUAUGCCCGGCAAGAAUGGGCAGUCGUCAAGCUGCAGUCCUGGGUCCGCAUGUGGCGCAUUCGACUUCGCUAUUGCCAGUUGCUCCACGCCGUCCGCAUCAUCCAGGUCUACUGGCGCUGGCAUAGCUGCCAUACUCGUGGCUUCAUUCAGGGACAGUAUGACCUCAAAGAAAACCUUCUGAAUGUUCAACUUGAAAUCUCUUUGGGCUCACAAGCUUGUAGAGUGCAACAAUGCAUACCCUUUCCAAUAAAGGAAUGACCAGGUCUGCCAUAUCCGUGUCCCCAGCUCUCUU